UUAUGUUCUAUAAUCGUAGUGAUUGUUGUGGUUGUAUCACAAAUAAUCUGUUGGAAAUUUAUUUAUUUAUAACAAUAAAUUAGAAAUAUGAAGUAAAAUGCUUAUGAAAAAAUGAAAAAGCCAUUGUUAAACGGGCAUGUCAUUUUACUGUCAUUGUUAUUUAGUAAUUAAAAAAUAGGAAACUUUUCUAUGAAAUCUUGCUGUCAAUUUUUACAAUUAUGUUAUCAAAAUCCAAAAUAUUCGUGUCCUGUCAAAUUAAAUGGUAUUCAACUGGGACAAGACCUCAAUUAUUGGAAACAGUUAAUUCUUUACUUGAAAAAGAGGAACUAAAGCAUAGACAACAUCCUGGAAUAAUAAAAAAAAAUGUAAUUACUUUACCCACGCCAAUUUCCGAUGCAAUAAACAUUAUUUUAGAAGAUUAUCCAAAUAAAAAAAGUUUUCCCGCAGAAAGUAUUAAAUUUAAAAAUCAUUUACACGGUCGUCAUUUACCUUUAGAAGAAAAUGAGAGAAAUAAAUUAUACGAAAACACACACGAAAAGUAUCUAAGAAAGAAAAAGUUUGAAAAUUUUAGCACUGAAGAGUUAAAUCUUCAAAGAAAAAAAAAUGAACGAAAGGUUUCAAUUUUUGUAAAACAAUGGGCCAAUCAUUGGCAAGAAACAGUUUACGAUAAUCAUAAAAGUUUAUUAUACAUGAUUAGUAGAAGUGUACCGAACUAUGCAGUUUUACAUGCUAUUUUUAAUGAAAUUUGUAUUCGCGAUAAGAAAUUCCAACCAAAAACGGUUCUUGAUUUUGGUUCAGGAAUUGGAAGCACAAUGUGGGUAAUAAAUGAUCUGUGGCCGAAAAAAGUAAAUGAAUUUGUGAAUGUCGAUAUUUCGAAUGAAAUCAACACACUUUCUGAAUAUAUUACAAAAAUUCUUUAUCCAAAUUUCUGUGGAAUUUUUUAUCGACAGUUUAUGCCAAUGUCCCUGCGAGAAAAUUAUGACAUCACAGUGAGCGCAUUUUCUCUAAUUGAAUUACCAAAUACGAAAAGUAGACUAGACACAGUUAUGAAACUUUGGAAAAAAACAAAAAAUUAUUUAGUCAUUGUUGAAGAAGGAACAGAUGCGGGAUUUCAAAUUGUAACCGAGGCUCGAGAUUUCAUUUUACAUUUAUCGAAUUUAAAUACCAAAGACGGCAAAUCAAAAGAAACUCAUGUCUUCGCUCCAUGCCCUCAUGAUCUUGAUUGUCCAAAGACAAAUAUUUGUUAUUUUGAAGCAGGAUAUAAUUCUUUACCAUUACUGGGAAAAUUAACGAGAUACGAACGUUAUUCAUACGUUGUAUUUAAAAAAGGUGAUAAAUUAGAAAACGAUGUCAAUUGGCCUCGAUUAAUUAGUAAACCUUUGAAAAAAGGAGGACAUGUAAUUUGUCGAAUGUGUAAUAGUUCUGGAAAUUUGAGAGAAAUUAUUUUCUCGCGUAAGAACGAUGGAAGGAAUCUUUAUCGUUGCGCAAAACUUUGUAAAUGGGGCGAUCGAAUUCCAUUAGAAACGAAUACUGAAAGUAAUACAAAUGUAGUUAUUGACAGUAAAUGUGAAAACGAUGAAAAUAAUAGUAGUAUAGAGACAAAAGAAUAUAAAGAUGAUAAUAUUACUGAAUAUAAAGACGAAACUAUCAAAUAAAGUGACGAAGAAAUGGAAAAAAAUGACAUUUAUCACAGGAUUGAAAAUUUUGUUACCAAUGUCAUAUAAACUGUAAGUAAAAUGUAUAGUAUUUUUUUCAAUCAUUACGAAAAGUCAAUAAAUACUUUUCAAAUUUUUUACACAA
Messenger RNA from Leptopilina boulardi, 1800 nucleotides. Its product is annotated as methyltransferase-like protein 17, mitochondrial. The transcript has 9 exons. The record is from RefSeq and is a predicted model, not a curated record. Gene Ontology annotation, cellular component: mitochondrial small ribosomal subunit. Gene Ontology annotation, biological process: translation. Gene Ontology annotation, molecular function: methyltransferase activity; structural constituent of ribosome. Bases 219 to 1655 code for a protein of 478 amino acids. NCBI's taxonomy places the organism in Eukaryota, Metazoa, Arthropoda, Insecta, Hymenoptera, Figitidae.